This is a messenger RNA of Clonostachys solani, 1677 nucleotides long. The record is from the annotation of a GenBank genome assembly. NCBI's taxonomy places the organism in Eukaryota, Fungi, Ascomycota, Sordariomycetes, Hypocreales, Bionectriaceae.
AUGGCAGAAGCAUUAGGGCUCGCUGUCAAUUGUUUGACGGUCAUCGACCUCACUGUGAAGGUCGCUUCGAAGCUCUAUGACUAUGGCAAAGAUGCAGCAAACGCCCGGGAUGACAUCAACAGGCUCCGCGACAAAGUCCUCAGCCUAGACAAGAUUGCGCGUUCAGUACAAGCCCUCCUCGAUCGUCAGGGGGAUUCCAGCAAUAUCCCAACGAUUGAGUUACUAAGGCAAGGUGUCUUCGGCACCGAAGAGAAACUGCAGCAGCUGUUUGAUGCCCUAGACAUUCGAGGCGCGCGGCGACCAAUGCGGAUGCUUGGAAUUCGUUCAUUGAAAUGGCCAUUCAAUAGUCAAGACGUAGAGAAAAUUCUUUCCGAUCUUCAGGGUUGUUUUCAGAUGCUCUCUCAGUCGCUGCAAGUGGAUCAAACAUCCUUGCUACUCAGCAUCGAUAGAAGGUCAAUUCUUGAUCGUAUUCCUUAUGCACAAGAUGCUGCGUAUAACUCAAGAGUGGAGGAUCGGAAUCCUACUUGCCACCCUCAAACCCGCUCUGGUAUUCUAUCUGAUAUCCGUAAAUGGAUUGAUGACCCUCAUGCAAAGAGCAUAUUCUGGCUUAACGGCAUGGCGGGGACUGGAAAGUCCACUCUAUCUCGGACAGUCGCCAGAUCUCUCGCCCAAACAAGGUCUCUUGCUGCUAGUUUCUUCUUCAAGAGAGGUGAGAGCAACCGAGGUGACAGCGGCCUAUUCUUCAGCACUCUUGCCUUUCAGCUUGUAUCAAGUGUGCCAGGAUAUGGGCAAGCUCUCAAAGAAAUCCUCGACGAGAAUCCAAGCUUGAUGAAUAAAUCCUUGAGGGAUCAGUUUAACCAGCUCCUGGUUGAACCGUUAUCCUUGGUACCCAAACAUACGCCAAAUCCGACACCAUUCAUUCUCAUUGUUGAUGCUUUAGAUGAGUGCGCCGACGAUAAUGAUAUACGUAUGAUUAUUCAUCUUCUAUCGACCACAGAAGCGAUAUCAAACAGUUCUUGGCGGCUAAGAACCUUCCUCACAAGCCGACCCGAAUUGCCCAUCCGCCUUGGGUUUGGUGCUAUUCGUGGGACAUUUCAAGAUCUUGUCCUUCAUGAUAUUCCCAGCUAUAUUGUAGAGCGGGACAUCUCAGUCUUCCUACAAGAUGAACUGGCGAAUGUUAGAUUCGAUUAUAACCUCACUGUCCCUCAGCAUCGACAACUGCCCCUGGACUGGCCCGGCCAGGCUAGGAUUAAAUACAUUACGGAUAUGGCUUCGCCAUUAUUCAUUGCGGCUGCCACCGUUUGUCGAUUCGUCUCAGAUCGUAGGAUUGGAAGUCCAGAGGAACAAUUGGCCAAGAUUGUGAACUUUUCAAGCGGAAAUGAAGCGUCGAAAUUGGAAGGAAUUUAUUUGCCAAUCUUGCGUCAGACCUUAGCCGGGCUUUCCGUUGCCGAACAUGAUAUAGCACUCUCUGACUUUCGCUCUAUCGUUGGAACCAUUAUUCUUGCAUACACUCCAUUAUCAGCAAGAGGACUAGCCAAUAUUCUACAAAUGUCGGAAGGAAAAGUAGAGAGCCGGCUUGACCUUCUCCAUUCGUGCCUAAACGUUCCCCCAGAACCUGAACUUCCUGUCCGUCUUCUUCAUUUACUCCUUUCGAGAUUUCCUGGUCGACCCAAGUAG